AUGGAGGUUGAGGUUAUUCGCGAGAAGGUGGGUGAUCCUAAUAAUUCGACUUCUAUUGAUGCUGCUUGGGAUCAGUUGGAUGGCCGUAAUUCUCUUGAUAGUAUCCUCUCUGGUGCUAAUUUAGAGCACCAUUCUGGUGCUGUUGAUGCUAUUGUCUGUCAGCGUUUAGGUGUUGUUGCUGCCCGGUUGCAGCUAGUUGUUCCUAAUGAUCAAGUUAUAGAACCAUCUGGUGUUGAAAGGAUGGGUGGUAGUGGUUAUUUACCUUUGAAUUCAAGGGGUUUUGCCCAGUUCAAUGUGGAAGGGGGAACCGGAAACCUACGGGCCAAGACAAAGAACUCCAUUUAUAUUAGGCCAUGGCAUUUCAACUUAAUUAUUUAUUUAUUCUCAUGUUUUGAGGCAAACCAAGAAGAUAGUUCUAAUGCACCGCAAGUGUUUCCCCAUAAAUUUUCAUCUGGUGUUACUGAUGAAAGAGUUGGUGCUGGAGAGAAGCAGAGCGAUAUAUUGAAAAGCGAUGGCCAUGCUGAACAUAAAUUGGGCAGUGGACAUGAUGGUAACGGGCUUGCUAAACUCGAGAAGCUGCUGAAUCAAAAAACAUUUUCUAGGGAUCAGUUCAAUCGUUUGUCAGAGCUCCUGCGUUCAAGGAUGAUCGAUCAUUCAAAUGAUGAUGGGUAUAGAGGGGAAAACAAAAAUUCUCUUGAAGUUGGUGAGCCUAUUCUGCCUCAGAAUGAUUUAAGAACUUCGAAGCAAGAAAAAAGGAAAGAUUUAUGUAACAGAAUGAGUGGAAAUUUGAGUGAAUCAAGGCCUUCUGUUCAAGGGAAAGAGGCAGUUUUAUUCAACAAAUCAGUUGGAAAUAUGGCAAGCAAUAUUGUUGCACCAGAGAUAUCUGAGGAAAUAAGGGCUUCGCCUAUCAAGAUUGCAAAAGCAUACAUGGAAAACAAAUUGUCAACACCCUCGUCUUCUUGUACUAAAAUAUUCAAGGAUGAGAGAAAUUUGCCUUACAGUGGAGCUCUUGAACCCAGAUCACUUAGUCUAUCACUUUUAUCAAAGUCCCCUCCUACGUGCUGGCCAGGUGCUCUAGGACGGGAUCAGCAUGGGUACCUUACGCCUCCAACUCAAAGAGGAAGAGUUGAGUUUCAUAGUAUGGCUUGUACCCCCUAUUCCAGAGGAGAUUACACCACUGCUACUCCCAAUGGUUCUCUCGAUGGAAAUCAUAGAUGUGCACCUUUAUCUCAUUGGAGACAACCACAAACCCCUCUUUCAGGGGGUGGACAGAAAAUGCAGGUGUCAAAGAGGGGUUCCCUUUUGGAUGAUGGACGUGGAUCAUUUGGACCCAUACGUAGGACCCGUCAGAAGUUAAUCUCUAAUGCCGGCUUUGAUGGAUCCAGACCGUCCAUUCCUGCAAGCCCCUUUCCUGAUCCAAUGUGUUCUCUGGGUUUUGGUGCUACCAAAAGCUCCUUGACAAAUAUCGAAGAGGGUAGACAGCUUGAAUCCCUGAAAGGUGGCGUUAAAAGUUCUCAUGCUGUAGACAAUAGGGGAAAGGUUAGUCGUGCUACUUCCGCUUUUGUUCUUCCAAAGUCGAGGAUGGCAAGGACAAUACUAGAGCACUGUGAUAGGAAAGUUCCAUCUCCCAAAGAAAAAUUGGCGGAGUUAGAGCUGGUCAUGACAAAGGAGAAUAACAAAGAAGACACUAAAGGCCGUGAUCACACUGGUGUUAGCAAUGAGCAACUGCAGGCACAAAGGGCCCCACAAUUGUGUUCUCCAGGAAUUAGCAGUUCCUUGUUCACGACUAGAGGUGAAGAAGAGCCUGCGGAUUCUAGUAAAAUGUGUGGCACUUUAUUUGCCUUUCCUAUUCCACCGGCCCGAAGUGCGUGUUAUGAGGAACCUCCCACGCCUACCUUGCCGCCAACUUUUUCAGUUACUAAAUCAAUUCAAGCGAACAAAGAAACUGCUCCAUUGUUGUUCCAAUUUUGCACAAAGUCUGAUGAUAAGGGUCUGGUUUUCUGUUUUGGAUCCAACGACAAGGCUGCUAUUGAUUAUUCUACUCCAAAGUUCAAUUUUGGAUCAGCCAACAAGCCCUUGUUAUCUUUCAGUUCUGCAGGUGUUGCUGCUCAAACAAAACCUAAUGCGGUAUUGGAAAAGGAGCAUGGUGGGACAUUUGCAUCACAAAGAGGGGCCACUUCCUUGUUGGGGAUGUCCUCUGCAUCAACUUCAAAUCCCUUGUUUUCCACUUAUGGCUCAAAGGCUCCUUCUUAUUUGAAUUCAAGUAAUUGUUCUCUUGUUUCUUCAGUAGUUUCUGACACCUUAACAGGAUGCGAUGGAAACUGCCCAUUUAUUUUAGGAAACACUGCUGCCUCCACUUUGGCAACAAGUGCCUUUUCUUCGGUGUCUGACAUUUCUGCAUCAAAAAUUCCUUCUAAAGCUUCAGUGGCCACUUCGCCUCCUUUUGCUAUUAAUGGUACCACUGCAAUCACCGGUGCAUCUUCUUCAUCAACUGCUGAUGUUAAUGGCCCUCAAAAGACUACUAAUAUAUCUUGUUUGGGCACUAGAGGAGGACCUUUAUUUGGAUUCUCGACAUCGUCGAAUAAUUUGAUUCUGGGCUCAGAUGGCAAAGCAAACUCUUUGACAACUCCUGUUUUCGGUGGUGCCUUUGCUUUUGGGGGGUCAUCAGCUCAUGGUACCAGCAAACCAUUCACUUAUGGAUCUUCAUCUACUUUAGGUGGUGCUUCUUCUUCUUCAUCUCCAUCUCAGUCGAUCCUAUUUGCCCCUUCCAGCAAAUCAAGUAAAAUGAUGGUCCCAUCAAAGAAUCCCAAUUCAGAAAUGCCUACUUCAAUGCAUUCACAGCCAUCAAAUUCCAUAUUCGGGUCUUCCAGAAUAGAAGCGCCAUCACCACCUACAUUUACUCAGGCAGGCUGCAGACCUGAUUUUUCUUCACCUGAACUGCUUCCUCGUGGUGGGGGUGACAAAUCUGCCCUUAAAGUCAUCAAAAUUAGUCAGGCGAAGAGGAUGCAGAGAAGGUAACGAUUCGUAUUUGUAACUUCAUACCGGAAAAAAUGCAUGGUUGAUGAGCAAGCAUUUCUGAUCUGAAUGAUUAAUUGGCAAAUGAGUAAUGUGCCUGAAGAAUUUGAAAGCAAGAGGUUAAGAGGUAGUCAUUAUUCAUAUUCAUCGGUCCCAUGAAUACCUUCCUAGAGCCUGUAUUUUUUUCAAAUGGAAAUUUGCAUGCCUUGCUGGUGUGGAGUCUCUUAUCAAAUUUUGGGUUCAUGCACGGACAUAGCCUUGUUAAGGAAAAAAGUAAAGCUUUUGAUGGUGUAAUCUGGUCCGUAUAGCAUGGACAAGUGUGUCUAUAGUUUUUGGUGCAUGUCGACAAAUCAAGGACACUUGCACAUGUCAAUGUUUUAAAAACUUAAGACAUCUAUUUUUUGAACGUUCUUUUUGAAAUAUUA
Messenger RNA from Amborella trichopoda, 3440 nucleotides. Lineage: Eukaryota; Viridiplantae; Streptophyta; Magnoliopsida; Amborellales; Amborellaceae. The record is from RefSeq and is a predicted model, not a curated record.